GUGUCGUCAUAGGGGAUUCCCCUACUUCGGAAAUCCCCUCGAAAAUGUGCACUAUAUAUUUAGUUUCUUCGAAGAAUUUAUUACAGACGACCUUGAUUCCACCUCCAGGAGCAACGUGAUGAUGUUGAGCUCUUCCACAGUUAUCUACAGAAUUCCAAGACAUUGAGUAUACGCCAAGGUUUUACUUGGAGUAGCACAAAAGCAAGUUUAGCUUAUUGUGUUGCCAAAACUGUAGUUUCACUUCCGCAUCUUGUUUUUGCCAUUUGAAAAGUUCUUUCCUGACAUCAAGUUUUAAUUUCUGAUUACAACAUAGGAAGACGCUAUACUAGGCAACUAGUACCAUGUCAGGGACACCCUCACCCAAAGGGUCACUAGCCUCGUCCCAGAGGUCAGCGGGGAGUGGACAAUCCUCCUCGUCAGACUUUGAGAUCCUGUCCAGACCACCGUCCUACCAGAACGGUUCCCCCACACCCAAUGGAGACAUUCCAUCCGAGUUCUCCAUGAACGCAGGGGAGAUGCAGUCUUACAUGACAGAGCUGCUGAAGGAUAACAACAGUCUCAGAGAUACGAUCCGUCAGAACAAUGAGGACAUGCGGCAGAAGAUUAAGGACCUGGAGGUAUGGAAGGAGAAACAGAAGCAGAAUCAGGCCCUGAUCGUCGGGAAGUUCACAGAGGCCAGGGAGAAGGUCCUGUCUCUGAGGAAGGAGAACUCCAGACUGAAGGCAGACGUGGCACAGUUACAGAAGACAGGAGCAGGGGAUGGGAAGGUCACACAGGGACAGGGAGAUGUCAGUCUGUCACAAGUUGUGUCCAAGUUAAGAGAAGAAAAUGAUCAGUUGCUGACUGAGAAAGAGACGCUGAACAAGACAAUACAGAUGUUGACUGGGGAGAUUGGGAAGAUGCAGCUUAAACUGGAAGAGAAGCAUUCAGAGCAGGAGGUGGUACUGGUUCAAAGCCCGCCCUCCCAGGGUUCAGACACCAGCACAGGCAGUUCGUUGGCCCAGCAGGUAGAGGAGUACAGACUGAAGUGUGAGCAGAUGUCAUCAGAGGUGACCCACUUCCAAUCCCUCACUGCCAAACUGCAGGAGGAUACCAAGGAGAUAACUGCAGUUAGAGACCAGCUGGCACAGGAGAACCAGGUUUUGAAGUCCAAACUUGAAGCUGAACUUGAGCAGAUGAAAUCUGAGAUGAAGACGUUGAAGCAGGCCAAUGAGAGACUCCAGCUGGAGAAGGCAGACCUUGUUGCCAUGAACAAUGAGAUGCAGGCCAGUCUCCAGCUGUACAAGGCAGGUACCCCACCGUCCUCCCACUCUACUCCUACUGGGUCCUUUGUGAAGGUGGAAGCAGAGGUGAAGCAGGGACCACAGGUGCAGGCAGCCAUAGCAGAGGCUGCAGAAGAAGACAUCACAGUCAGCAUUGAGGAGAGACUGUCCAUCCACCCUGAGGAACAGCGUGUCCGGUAUGAGGACACCAUCGCACAGUUCACCGCUGUGGCCAGGCAGAUCUCAGAGGCAGAGCAUCACAAGAAGAAGACAGAAACCACAGUUCAUGACUUGCUCAUCCAGCUACAGGAGGAGAGAACCCGAGGACUGGACAUAUCAGGACAGCUGGAGACAGCCAGGAAGGAGAGGGAGGAGCUGGAGGCCAGGGUACAGGACUUGGCAGAACAGCUCAGACAGCAUAGUGCUGACAAGGACAGCACAGUAGAGCAGAUGAAACAGCAGCAUCAGAGCGAGGUGGAUAACCUGAUGCAGCAGCUGGACGGCAUGAAGGCGGCCCUGGAGGCAGCGCGCACACCUGGGCAGCAGCUGCAGGUGGGGGAGGACAUCCAGGUGCUGAAGUCGCAGGUGCUGUCCCUGGUGGCAGAGCUGAGGGAGACGGAGCGCAAGCUGCACGCAGCUACACAGCAUGUGGGCAGCUACAAGGACAGGUCAUUGACCCUAGAGCAGAAGCUGAACAUGAUGCAGGAUGAGAUGGAUGAGCAGCGUCGCCGUGACGAUGCUUUGAUUGAUGGCUUGAGGAUGGAGCUAGGCAACAUGGAGUCUGCACUAAACAUGGAGCGGCAGGCCUCCCACAUGGACAAACGCACUAUGGCAGAGCUGAGGUCCCGGUAUGAGAUCCUGUUCCAAGACUACGAUGAACUGUUGAAGAUCAACACAGAACUACAGGCCAAAACUACAGAGCUACAGGCCAAGACUACACAGGCUGCUCCACCUGGCCAGGUGAAGGAGAUGAGAGAACAGGUGGACAACCUGACAGCACAGGUCAUCUCUGCGGAGGACGCCCUCCGAGAUCGGGAGGACAAACUCAAACGUCUGACACAGGAGAUCAGCCAGAUGAGGAAGGACAUGGAGGAGGUACCGGUCCUUAAGGCACAGGCCGACGUGUUCAGACAGGACUUCGAGGCGGAGCGGGAGGCACGACAGAAGGCGCACGGCGACAUGCAGACCCUGGAGCAGCAGAACCAGGAACUGCAGCUGGAGAACCAGCAGCUCAGGGAUGAGAUGGAAGUCUACACCAGGAAUGCCCUUGGUGAGAUGCAGCGUCGGCAUGGCGGGGCACCACAGAUAGGCCCACCCAGCCCGCCUGCCAAUGUGCCUCGCGCCAACCCCCCUCCCAUGGAGUACGCUGGGAACUAUGGGUACCCACGGGGGUACCCCUACCCUGGUCCACACGAGGACUUCUUCUAUGAUGGACAGAUGGGGAAUAAUGACCCCCUACAGCCAAUGAACAUGGCACAGCCCAGAGUGCAGAAUUUUCAACAGGCAGUACCGGCCAUCCCAAGACCAGCAUCCCCAGACACAGAGGAGAAGAGCUGUCCCAAGUGUAACAAUGUGUUCCCAGACCUGGAUACACUGCAGAUCCAUGUCAUGGAGUGUCUGGACAACUGAUGGGAAGGCUACCAAACACACCCUUCCAGUAGCUGUGUUGUUUUGACUUGUUUUCUACACUUUUUUUUUAAGAAACACAUUAUUCAGUAUGUCAGGUUGUAUGACAACCAGAAAAAAGAGGAACAAAGUGAAGAAUAACAAUAAGCUAACAUUUUUGUUAAUAUACCCCUAAAUGACCAUUCCAGAGCAAAAACAUAGUUGUAUGAGUGUCUGUACAUUUUUAAAAGUCAAGUUUAAGAGCCUGUUGUUGCCAUUAUUAACAAUGAAGAGUGGCUUGUAUAUGUCACUUCAGCAGCAUCUCUUCUUCCUAAGUCAGAAACAUGAAGCUUAGGCAAGCCAGACUAUACUGACUCAAUAGGGGAAGCAGGAAUUAUGAAGGCUGCUCAGGCAAUUCCUUACUCAUAAAUAAUGUAUAGCUUACAUGUAUCUUGUGUGAUUGAACUCUGAGUUAGUGUUAUAAAAUGAUUUUAGGUGUUAAGUACAUGUAUGUAAAUACUUGCAUUAUAGAAAUCUUGCACAAAAGACUUGCCCACUGAGGUGAAAUCAAUAUGAUAAGAUCUAGCUACAAGUAUUUGGAUGUUUUAAUGAUUUUGUGUAUAUUGUAGAUAAUUCAUUGAUCAUUUUACAUUUUUAUUUAGUUCAAAGCAAAUGUUCCAAGAAUUUUCCAACCACACAAUUUUUGUUGUCAGAUAUCCGCAUGGAUAUUAUUAUUAGAUGUGUAGGAAUGGAGAUACAUGUAAAGAUGGAUUAAAGAUGAAUACCAGGAAAGAGGUAAUGUGUUUAUAAUGUGAAUACUAAACAGAUUAUGAGUGUCUGAUUAUUGACAAUGUCAAUCAUUAUAAGGAAUGUGCUUGCUUUACAGGAAGCCUCUGGAAACAUGGCUGAUGUUUCAGAAUUCAUGUUUAUUCUGAAACAUGGCUAAAAUGGUGAUAAGUAUUAUGAAUGUGUCAGCUUGUGUACAUACAUAAUGUGUGACUGUCACUGUUAAAUGAGACAUAAGAUUAGUCUCAUAGGGCUUUAAGGCUUACUGUUAAUAUCUAUGCAGAAUAUGUCGUAUCUUUCAUUAAUGGGUGUAUAUUUCAGAAUUGUGUGAAAUAAAGUGUUGAAUGAG
Branchiostoma floridae (Florida lancelet) is the source of this 4002-nucleotide messenger RNA. Its product is annotated as optineurin-like. Gene Ontology annotation, biological process: regulation of canonical NF-kappaB signal transduction. NCBI's taxonomy places the organism in Eukaryota, Metazoa, Chordata, Leptocardii, Amphioxiformes, Branchiostomatidae. The record is from RefSeq and is a predicted model, not a curated record. Gene Ontology annotation, molecular function: K63-linked polyubiquitin modification-dependent protein binding. The coding region runs from base 342 to 2891 and encodes 849 amino acids. Gene Ontology annotation, cellular component: cytoplasm; nucleus. The transcript is spliced from 16 exons.